Messenger RNA from Cutaneotrichosporon cavernicola, 663 nucleotides. RefSeq lists its product as uncharacterized. The transcript has 3 exons. The record is from RefSeq and is a predicted model, not a curated record. NCBI's taxonomy places the organism in Eukaryota, Fungi, Basidiomycota, Tremellomycetes, Trichosporonales, Trichosporonaceae. The coding region runs from base 1 to 663 and encodes 220 amino acids.
AUGCACGAGCCGACGCAUCUAGCCAUCUUCCGCUCAGGCGCCCCCGGCGCGCCAUUUGCCUUCGAGCCAGCCUACUCGCACGCGCUGAGUGUUCCUCCCGUAGGCAGAUUCCUCAAAUCCGCCAUCCAUGUGACGGAGGACGAGCCGUGGGGACCACCAAAGCCCGACCCCGAGAUCAUGGCGCUCAAAGUCGACCCGCGACCCAACAACUACGCCGCUCUGAACCGGGCUAAUAAGCGGGAAGUGGACCUCAUCCUGGCCGAGAUGAAGAGAGCGAUCAAGGCCAAGCAGAAGGCCGAGGUUGAGCGAGCGAAGAAGGCUGCGGCACUCAAGAAGAUUUCGGAUCGAGAGAAGGACAAAGAGAAGCGAGCUGCUGAGAAGGACGCGGCGAAGAAACGUAAAGUGGCGGAGAAGGCGCACUUGAAAGCCCUCAAAGAAAGCAAACGGACGGCCAAGGCGCAGUAUACCAGCGCCUCUCGCGAGACGGGGAUACCGCCCGAGUUCUGGUUCCCUUAUCCGCCAAUGUGUGCAUAUCGCCGUCCCCUGGCCAGUGGCGACGGGUGGCCGCUGAUGAGUCGCACUAUGACGCAGGCAAUACACGAUUUCGAGUACGAGGACCGCCUGAUACGCACUGCGAACGGGCAGCUCGUCGGCUUCUUCUAG